AUGGCGCUCACCAGCUGGAAAGCCUUCCCGUUCUUCCAGGUCUCACAAGUCCCCGUGCCUGCGGACGAGGAGGGAUCCUAUGUCUUCGAUAACGAUGUCAUAUCCCUAGCCACUGGAUCCGACUCCCUAUUCCUGGGCUCCUCAGACGGCACCGUGCGCAUCCUGUCCAAAGCACUUAAAGUUAUCCGCGCAUUUCAAGCCUCCGACACCGAUGAUGCCUCCAUCACUCACAUACGACAUAUCCCCAACACCGCCUUUCUCGUCACCAUCUCGGAGAAUCUCUCGACAGACCCUUCGUUGAAAGUGUGGGCAUUGGACAAGACGGAAAAGAAGUCGAGCAGCCCCAAGUGUCUCUGCACAGUCGCGGUGCAGAACGGCAGACGACAGUUCCCGACGUCCGCACUCGUCGUGCUCGACGAUCUGAGUCAAGUUGCGGUCGGAUUCGCCAAUGGCUCGGUCACAGUCAUACGGGGCGAUUUCAUCCACGACCGGGGCACGAAGCAACGCACGGUGUUCGAGUCGGAGGAUCCCAUCACAGGCCUCGAGGUCCGGCAGGGCGCAACCAAGACUCUAUACAUCGCGAACACGGCGCGAAUAUGCAGUCUCGUCAUCUCCGGCAAGGGCCAAGGACAGCCGGUGCGGACUGUCGACAACAAGGGCGCCAGUGUUGGGUGCAUGACUCAGGACGCCGAGAGUGGAGAUAUCAUCAUCGCCAGAGAAGAUGCGGUCUACUACUAUGGCCCCAAGGGCCGUGGGCCGAGCUUUGCUUUCGAAGGACCAAAGAAGAUCGUCAAGGUGUUCAAGGAAUACGUUGGUUUGGUCUGUCCGCCACGGGUAGCUCAGGUGUCCAAGUCCAAGACGUAUAGGCGUCUUGGUGGGGACGAGAUAGAUGAACUGUUCAGCAGCUCAUCGUUCACUCUGCUCGAUACCGAUCUGAAAUACAUCGCCCACACGGAGUCACUGCCAGCACAGGUCAAGGAAGUUUUCGUCGAGUGGGGCGAGCUGUUUCUGCUGACCAUCGAUGGCAAGCUAUAUCGAUAUCAAGAGAAGAGCCUCCAGCAGAAGCUAGAGAUCCUCUACCAGCGAAACCUUUAUAUCCAUGCCAUCAACCUCGCACAGAAAUUCGGGGCGGACAAAGUCCAACAGAACAUCAUCUUCCGCAAGUACGGAGACUACCUAUACCAGAAGGGCGACUAUGACACGGCGAUGCAGCAGUAUUUGCGAGCGAUCGACAACACGGAGCCAUCACAAGUCAUCCGACGAUUUUUAGAUACGCAACGUAUACACAACCUGAUCGAUUACCUUGAAGAACUCCAUGAUCACGAUAGGGCGACGGCGGACCACACUACACUGUUGCUAAACUGCUAUGCAAAGCUGAAGGACACGGAAAAGUUGGACGCCUUCAUCCGGACACCCGGAAGUGCCAAGUUCGACGUUGAGACCGCGAUCGCCAUGUGUCGACAAGGAGGGUACUACGAGCAGGCGGCCUAUCUUGCAACAAAACACGGCGAGAACGAACUCGUGAUCGACAUAUUGAUCGAGGAUUCGAAGAAAUACGCCGAGGCACUGCAAUUCAUCUGGCGAUUGGAGCCUGACACGGCGUAUCCGGUGUUAAUGAAAUAUGCUCGCAGUUUGAUCGAGCAUUGUCCGGAAGAGACGACGAGGCUGUUCAUCGAGUAUUACACCGGACGGUACAAACCAAAAGAAGACGUGCCCGCCGUUUCUGAGGUGCAAGCCCAGACCGGAGGCGGCACAUUCCAGAGUCUGUCGGCACUGUGGACACUGCCUUUCAUGCAUCGUUCGUCGGCAGAUACACCAGCUGUAACUCCCGCUGUAGAACAAGAGCCCGUGGCUGAUGGCGCAGAUCAAAGCGAGGUAGUGGCAGAGAAGAUUCCAUCUUAUCCAACACCACGCCCUCGAACAGCUUUUUCAUCCUUCCUCGCUCAUCCAUCACAAUUCAUCACGUUUCUAGAAGCGCUCAUCGAGCAAGAGAACCUGUCAAAGCAAGACCGUGCAGAUCUAUCCACGACGUUGUUUGAGAUGUACUUGGAGGCCGCCAAUGGCGCCGGCGAUGCCGCAGCCAAAAUACGAUGGCAGGCGAAAGCGAGUGGUCUGAUUGCCACCAGCCAAGGAGCAACCAGUGAUGACUCCCCAAUUGAUGUCUCAAAUGUCUUGCUGUUAUCAUCGCUCUCGAGAUUCCCCACCGGAACGACACUCGUCCGAGAACGAGCACAUCUCUAUGCGGACAUAUUUCGAUCAUUCACGUCUGCGAAGGACACGUCGGGGGCGAUAUCGGCGCUCCGAAAAUACGCAUCAGAAGACCCUAGCCUAUACCCUCUGGCUCUAGGCUAUUUCUCGUCCUCGGUCGAAGUGCUUCAAGAAGCAGGAGUGAGAGAAGAACUUCAAACGGUGCUGCGAAGGAUCGAUGAGGAAAAUCUCAUGGCGCCACUACAGGUGGUGAAGGUUCUAUCACAAGGUGGCGCUGUCACAAUGGGCAUGGUCAAGUCCUACCUGGCCGAGAAUGUGUCUCGAGAAAGAAAAGAAAUCCAAGCGAACCGCCGACUCAUCGAUUCUUACCGCACCGAGACCGCCAGCAAGACGGCGGAACUUACAGAUCUUGAGUCUAAACCCGUCGUCUUUCAGGCACGCCGAUGCUCCUCAUGUGGUCGUAAUCUCACUCUUCCAACAGUGCAUUUCAUGUGCAAGCACUCAUUCCAUCAGGAGUGCUUGAACAAGCCGGGGAUUGGGUAUGGCAACAAAGUUGGCGGGGACGACGGCGAUGCUGGCGAUUGCCCUAUCUGUAAACCGGGCAAUGAUACCAUCAAGGCCAUCCGUCGACAGCAGGUGGAGAGUACGGAGCAGCACGAUCUGUUCAAGGCUGCUUUGGGCCGCAGUACCAAUCGGUUUGGCACGGUCAGUGAGUUCUUUGGCAGGGGUGUGAUGAGCCCGGUGCCUCCUGUUGCGGAGUGA
Messenger RNA from Exophiala bonariae, 2970 nucleotides. RefSeq lists its product as uncharacterized. The record is from RefSeq and is a predicted model, not a curated record. Gene Ontology annotation, biological process: vacuole organization; organelle fusion; vesicle-mediated transport. The coding region runs from base 1 to 2970 and encodes 989 amino acids. The transcript is spliced from 3 exons. Gene Ontology annotation, molecular function: protein binding; protein-macromolecule adaptor activity. Gene Ontology annotation, cellular component: HOPS complex; endosome. NCBI's taxonomy places the organism in Eukaryota, Fungi, Ascomycota, Eurotiomycetes, Chaetothyriales, Herpotrichiellaceae.